This is a messenger RNA of Orcinus orca (killer whale), 4776 nucleotides long. RefSeq names its product fumarylacetoacetate hydrolase (gene FAH). The record is from RefSeq and is a predicted model, not a curated record. The transcript has 14 exons. Bases 124 to 1362 code for a protein of 412 amino acids. Gene Ontology annotation, molecular function: fumarylacetoacetase activity. Lineage: Eukaryota; Metazoa; Chordata; Mammalia; Artiodactyla; Delphinidae. Gene Ontology annotation, biological process: homogentisate catabolic process; L-phenylalanine catabolic process; L-tyrosine catabolic process.
GAAGGACGGGCCUGAAGGGGCGGAGCCCGCAGGGGGCGUGACCCUGCCUGACCGCCUCUGCGAAUCCAGUCCUGCUGGCCGCGCGCAGCCCGCAGCCCGCCGCCCUGCUACGUGCUCACCAACAUGUCUUUCGUCCCAGUGGCCGAGGAUUCCGACUUCCCCAUCCACAACCUGCCCUACGGCGUCUUCUCUACCAAAGGCAACCCAAGACCAAGGAUCGGCGUGGCGAUUGGUGACCAGAUCCUAGACCUCAGUAUCAUUAAGCACCUCUUCACUGGGCCUGUCCUCUCCCAACACCAGGAUGUCUUUGAUCAGCCAGCUCUCAACAGCUUCAUGGGCCUGGGUCAGGCUGCCUGGAAGGAGGCAAGAGGAUUGUUGCAGAACCUGCUGUCCGCCAGCCAGGCCAGGCUCAGAGAUGACACGGAGCUUCGGAAGCGUGCAUUCAUCUCCCAGGCUUCCGCCACAAUGCAUCUUCCGGCCACCAUAGGCGACUACACGGACUUCUAUUCCUCUCGGCACCACGCCACCAAUGUCGGAAUCAUGUUCAGGGGCACAGAGAACCCGUUGAUGCCCAAUUGGCUGCACUUACCAGUGGGCUACCACGGCCGUGCUUCCUCCGUUGUGGUGUCUGGCACCCCAAUCCGCAGGCCCAAGGGACAGAUGAGACCCGAUGACUCUAAGCCUCCUGUGUAUGGUGCCUGCAAACUCUUGGACUUCGAGUUGGAAACAGCUUUCUUUGUAGGCCCCGGGAACAAAUUUGGAGAGCCGAUCCCCAUUUCUAAGGCCCAUGAGCACAUUUUUGGAAUGGUCCUUAUGAACGACUGGAGUGCUCGAGACAUUCAGAAGUGGGAGUACGUCCCUCUUGGGCCGUUCCUCGGGAAGAGUUUUGGAACCACCAUCUCUCCGUGGGUGGUGCCCAUGGAUGCCCUUAUGCCCUUUGCUGUGCCCAACCAGGAGCAGGACCCCAAGCCCCUGCCGUAUCUCCGCCACGACCAGCCCUACACGUUCGACAUCAACCUCUCUGUCACCCUGAAAGGAGAAGGAAUGAACCAAGCAGCUACCGUAUGCAGGUCCAAUUUUAAGUAUAUGUACUGGACGAUGCUGCAGCAGCUCACUCACCACUCUGUCAACGGCUGCAACCUGCGGCCGGGGGACCUCUUGGCUUCUGGAACCAUCAGCGGGCCGGAGCCAGAGAGCUUUGGCUGCAUGCUGGAGCUGUCGUGGAAGGGAACGAGAGCCAUAGAGCUGGGGAAUGGACAGACCAGGAAGUUUCUGCUGGACGGGGAUGAAGUCAUCAUCACAGAACCCGGUUUUGAGAAUGCCCAGCAUCCUGACUCCUCCUUAAUAGGAGUCCCUACCUGAAGCGUGGGAAUCAGCCACGCCCAUCUGCCCUGCAGGCAGGUUAAGGGGGCACCCGUUCUCUGCACUCGCUCUCCACAUCCUGCUCUCUGCCUGCCGACCACACAUUUCCCUUCCUGGGUCCUAUUGUCGCCCCUAUUUCCUGGAAAACUGGGCUGUAGCUGUAGCUAUGGAUUCUCGUUCCCAUUGGUGGGAUGGAGUGGGGAAUAGGCAGAGGGUCAGAUUUCAGGAAAGGGCCAGUGAGAUCAGAUAACAUUCCAGAGGAGAUUAUACUUUUCGCUUCCAUUUCCGUGGUUGACGGAGCCCAACCCAGGGAGGCAGGGAGCUGCUUUUCCCCUCUGCCCAGGGCUCGGUGACACACUCUGACUUGGGUGCAAACUUUCCUCAUGCUCUGGCCUCUCGGGGCCCUCUGUCCCUGCCUGAACGCACCUGCCUCCAGCUUCUCCUCCCUGCACUGGAGAGCAGCAGCUUGGGAGCCUGGAAAGACCUUCCUCAGCUGGGUGCAGAGCCUCACUUUUCAUCCUUUGGGCCAGUGGUCCCAACCAGAGUGGCUUUGCCCCUUGGGGGACAUUUGGCGACGUCUGGAGACAGUUCUGGCUGUCUCCGAAUGGCAGCCAGGGACGCUGCUAAACAUCCUAAGUGGACAGGACAGCUUCUCAUGAGAAAGAAUCAUCUGACUCAGAAGGUCGUCUCUGACGUUAAGAAACCCCAUGUGGACCAUCUGCUUGGCAGCUGUAAAAUGGGGAGGAAGUGGCCAGCUUUCCCACCAGGAUGUAAUCGUGCAUCUGUUCUCAGGAAGCAGGCAGGGCUGUUUGCUGGGGGUGGUGGCUCUGUUGUAACCCAGGGCAGGAAGGAGCAAUGUGAACGACAGAGCACCCGGCGUUGAAGUGGGGAGGAGAAAGACAUCCUCUGAGUAUUUGCAGCUCUCCAGGAAGAAGGCGCUUUAAAAAUGCUGCAGCUUAGGGCUUCCCUGGUGGCGCAGUGGUUGGGAGUCCGCCUGCCGAUGCAGGGGACACGGGUUCGUGCCCCAGUCCGGGAAGAUCCCACAUGCCGCGGAGCGGCUGGGCCCGUGAGCCAUGGCCGCUGAGCCUGCGCGUCCGGAGCCUGUGCUCCGCAACGGGAGAGGCCGCAACAGUGAGAGGCCCGCGUACCGCAAAAAAAAAAAAAAAAAAAGCUGCAGCUUGGAGUGAGCUGCUUUGACAGAUGAUUGAUGAAUUUCUGCCAGGUUUUGCUUCCAUAGGCUUUUUUUUCCCCCAGGGACACGAAUAUUUCUGAGCAUUGAGAUUCUAAAGUGACUGAUGGAAAAAUAAUGAAACAGAAUAGGCAAGGAUGUUGCUCUGGACAAAAGGUGACACUGAGUGUUAAGGGUCAGUGCUGGGGUGGCAAGGAUGUGCCUCGGUGAUGCCGGGGAGGGUGAGGGGCUGGUUUGGGGUUGUUGCUGGUGUCCAAGCUGCCACCAAACUUCUCCCCAGAGAAGGCCAGCAGUCAGAGCAGCCCUCACAGGGAGGACCGGUGGGAUGACUGGGCAGGUGGGAGGAAGUGGGAGGAGACAGGCUGGGUAGGCUGUACUGAGCUACAGGUGGCCGUGAGGACUGUCCCUGCGCUCACUGGAAGGGCUCAUUGAGGCGUCCCUGACCCCGUCUCCCAAAGCUGUCUUUGGUCUCAGUGUUCAGUUGGCUGGGAGUCCUCUCCGCAGUGAGCUUCGAUUUGUUUCUCUCAGUUGUGAGAAUAUCGCAACUCCUUGCUUUCCCUUCUUCACAUUGGGUAGCAGAAGGCCUAACUCCAGAUUUGGGGGUCGUCUUCGGCAGGUGAGGGGGUCUGGUGGUGUUUUGUGUAACUCAAGGUCACGGGCAUCCCCUGCAGUGGCCCUCAUGUUCGUCAUGGGCAGGUGGCCGUCACCUCAGCACUGCCGUGGCUCGUGGUGCUUGAGAAGCGUCUCAAUCUGAGGAGCCUUGGAGCCUCUGUAUAGGCCUGACACCCAUAAACCUAUGUGCUUCCAUCUGUCUUCUCUCUAGGGGCCACUGGAGAGGGUGCUGUUUAAAACAUAGCUUUCACUGUCUUGCUGAAAACUCCUGAGUCACCUCAGUGCCCUCGGGAAAAGGUUCAAACUCCUUAACAUGGCUUCUAAGAAUACUCUGUACUCUGGCUUCUCAGGGGACCCCACACAACAGCUUCACUGAAUAAGUGCACCUCGUGCAUCUCUCGCCUUGGUCUCCGUGUCUUUGCACACGCUGUUCCCUCUGUCUGGCACACCCUUUUCGUUGUGUCCCCCCUGGUGAACUCGUAUCCACCUGUCAAGUCCCAGCUCCGAUGUUCCCUCCUUUCUGCUCCUGUUUCCUCCAUGCUGCUCUCCCAGCUCCUCAUAGACUUGUCUGCUCUGACUCAGACAGCUGCUCCCACUCAAUGGACCCUUCUCAGGUCCAGGGACAAGGGCCUCCUCCUCUCUGCCUUUCUGCUGAAAUGGAAUUGAGUGAAUUUGUUUAACAUCUGCUCUGGGAGAGAUGUCAUGCUAGGGCUUCAGCCACGUGUUUCAUUGAAUCCUCACAACCCUGAGAGGUAAGGAUUGCUAUUCCCAUUUGCAGACAAGGGGGCUGAGCUCAGAGGUUAAACAAGUUGCCCCUAAUCCCCCAGCUUAUAAUCAUCAUAAUAGCUGACACUGAGCACUUCCCCUGGGCAAGGCACUCUUUUGGAGUUCUCUGUGUAUUAACUCAUAUCAUCUUUGCAACAGCCCUGCGCAGUGAGUACUAUCAUUAGAUCCAUUUCACAGAUGAGGAAACUGAGUUCCAGAGACUUCCCUCGUGGUCCAGUGGUAAAGACUCCACACUCCCAAUGCAGGGGACCCGGGUUUGAUCCCUGGUCAGGAAACUAGAUCCCGCGUGCUGCAACUAGGCUAAAGGAGCCUGCAUGCCACAACGAAGAUCCCACGUGCCACAACUAAGACCUGAUGCAGCCAAAUAAAUAAAUAAAUAUUAAAAAUUAAAAAAAACAAAAACGAAAAGAAAAGAAACUGAGUUCCAAGGGGACUCAAGGUCAUGGAGCCAGUAGGUGGAAGAGCCAGGCUUUGAACCCAGUCAGUCUAGCCUCAGGCUAAUUAGCAAGCCUAGAAUUUGAACUCAGACUUACUUAGGGAGAGUUGACCUAUACCUAUUGCUUUACCUCCCAGGAAAGCCAUUGUGCCAUCCUUGCACCGCUUGUGAGGGUCCCUGACAGUAGGGCGGGCCUGGAGUUCCAUCUUGGUGCUCCUGUAGCUCUGCCCAGCUUCUGGAGAAGGUGGUUUUUCUGUCGAAAAUACCUGUUUGUCAUUCAGAUGGCACCUUCCUGCCUUGGGCCCAGCUGUGUGCUGACCGGCACCGUGGCCGCUUGGGCGUUGGUUCCCCUGAGCCCAGCGGCUUCGUGGCUGACCCCUGUCCUCCUCUG